AUGUCAAUGCUUCCAUCUUAUAAUUCUGUAAUGAGAAAUCCAACGGUUUCGGGAACGGAACUAGUUGAAGUUGAAAUGAAGAAAUUAAGUCAACAAAAUGAACUUUUGCAACUUUUAGCAAUCAUUCAACUCACAUCACAAAGCAUUGCAAGUCUAAAUGAUGAAAUUAACAAGCAAGAUAGAUUAAAUGUUGAUCUUUCCACUUUUAGAUAUGUUUGUGAUAAUUGUAAAAAUCUCAAUAUAGGUUUAAUGUAUCAGUAUCCAGGAUUACUUGUUCCUAUUUUGGGAUUUGUGCUCAUGGUGAUUUAUUUUAAAUAA
This is a messenger RNA of Scheffersomyces coipomensis, 318 nucleotides long. RefSeq lists its product as uncharacterized. Lineage: Eukaryota; Fungi; Ascomycota; Pichiomycetes; Serinales; Debaryomycetaceae. The transcript has a single exon. Bases 1 to 318 code for a protein of 105 amino acids. The record is from RefSeq and is a predicted model, not a curated record.